Molecule: messenger RNA, 2209 nt
Organism: Oryza brachyantha (malo sina)
Lineage: Eukaryota; Viridiplantae; Streptophyta; Magnoliopsida; Poales; Poaceae
Product: rop guanine nucleotide exchange factor 7
Exons: 7
Coding region: 187-1851 (554 amino acids)
Molecular function (GO): guanyl-nucleotide exchange factor activity
Source: RefSeq, a predicted model, not a curated record
AGACACGACUGGCACAACGAGGCUAAGAGAUUGCGACCCCCGAGGCGUCCCUCUCAGCUAGCCCUGGCAUCUGCAGCAUCUAGCGGCGGCGCCGUCGCGUUCGUGUCGUCGUCGUCCUUGUAAACCAGCGAGCGCGGCGGCAAAGGCAACAAGUGGCGGCGGGGCGGGGGAGGGAGGAGAGCUGGGAUGGCGAGAGGAGGAGGAGGAGAGGAGGCGGAGGAGGAGAGGGAGGUGAGCGAGGCGCUGACGGCGGACUCGUCGUCGGCCGACGAGGAGUGCCGCCGCGGGAGCAGCAGCUCCAGCGCCAGCUCCGGGGACGCGUCCAGCGAGUCCUACUGCCCGCCCGACGAGUGGCAGAAGGUGGCCAUCAAGACCUGCGUGUCGUCCGACCUCGUCGUCGUCUCGGCCGAGCCCCCGGCCAAGGAGAAGCCCUCGUCGCGCAUCGACGCCGCCGCGGCGGACAAGCACCACAGGCCCUCAGAGAUGGAGAUGAUGAAGGAGAGGUUCGCGAAGCUGCUGCUCGGCGAGGACAUGUCCGGCGGCGGCAAGGGCGUCUGCACCGCGCUCGCCAUCUCCAACGCCAUCACCAACCUCUGCGCGACGAUAUUUGGGCAGCUGUGGAGGCUGGAGCCGCUGCUGCCGGAGAAGAAGACGAUGUGGCGGCGCGAGAUGGACUGGCUGCUCUGCGUCAGUGACCACAUCGUCGAGCUAGUGCCCACAUGGCAGACAUUCCCCGACGGCAGUAAGCUCGAGAUAAUGACAAGCAGGCCACGGUCUGAUCUAUACAUCAAUCUGCCGGCACUACGAAAGCUAGACCAUAUGCUCCUCGAAAUCCUGGAGAGCUUCAGGGACCCAGAGUUCUGGUACGUCGACCAGGGGAUCUGCCCGCCGGACCGCGAAGGCAGCACCCCUUUCAAGCUAACGUUCCAGCGCCGCGACGAGAAGUGGUGGCUGCCCGUGCCCCGCGUCCCUCCCGGCGGCGUCUGCGAGACCACGAGGAGGCAGCUCGAGCACAAGCGCGACUGCGCCAGCCAGAUCCUCAAGGCCGCCAUGGCCAUCAACAGCAACGCCCUCGCCGAAAUGGACGUCCCCGACUCGUACCUCGAUUCAUUGCCAAAGAACGGGCGCGCGACGCUGGGCGACAUCAUAUACAGGUACAUCACGUCGGAUCAGUUCUCGCCGGACUGCCUCCUCGACUGCCUCGACCUGUCGUCGGAGUACCAGGCGCUGGAGAUCGCGAACCGCGUGGAGGCCUCCAUCUACGUGUGGCGCCGGAGGGGCGCCUCCGGCGCGGCAAGCCGUGCCGGCAACAAGUCGUCGUGGGGCAUCGUGAAGGACAUGAUCAUGGACACGGAGAAGAGAGACGACCUCCUCGCCGAGCGCGCCGAGGGCCUCCUGAUGUGCCUCAAGCAGAGGUUCCCUGGGCUGACGCAGACCAGCCUGGACACGAGCAAGAUUCAGUACAACAAGGAUGUGGGGAAAUCGAUUCUGGAGAGCUACUCGAGGGUUCUGGAGAGCCUGGCCUCGAACAUCAUCGCGCGGAUCGACGACCUUCUCUACGUCGACGAGCGGAGCAGGCAGGCGGAGCAGCUCCCCACCGGCCCCGGCAGCGGCAAGAUCUCUUGCAUGCCCAUGGCGCCGGCGGUGCCAGCGUACCCGGUGAUGCCCACCUCGGGCACGCCACCGUACGCGACGGCGUACGCCACGCCGAGCUUCUCGCCGGCGCAGCUGUCGAGCCCGUCCAAGAUCGGGAGGGCGCUGCUGGUCGACAGGCGGUCGCACGACGGCGGCAGCAUGGAGUUCAUGGGGAUGGCGGUUAGCAACGCCGUGUUCGACCUCCCGGGGCUGUGAAAUCGAUCGAUCGAGACCGGAGUACGAGGCUGCACCGAGCGCCUGUCUCUAGUGCUUACCACCACUACUACCUUGUUAGUUGUUACCUCGCCUCGCCUGUGUGUAGAGUAUAGUAGUUCUAUGGCGUGAUUUCUUCUCGCUUGUCCGGAGGGCGGUUUGUUUUGCCGUUUGGCCGCCCUCGGUUUGUAAUAUGUGUUUUGCCAGUGCCUUGUUUGACCGGUAGUGCUGUAAGAGUGCUUAAAUUCGAUGUUAGUCGGAUGAUAAAAUAGAAUCACCGCCUUUUGUGCUGUCAGCAGAGUUCUUGGCUGGUCCUGACUCGAUCAGUUUUUCAGAUUGUCUGGAACCAAAAUCUAUAAUC